Molecule: messenger RNA, 2091 nt
Organism: Alternaria arbusti
Lineage: Eukaryota; Fungi; Ascomycota; Dothideomycetes; Pleosporales; Pleosporaceae
Exons: 6
Coding region: 1-2091 (696 amino acids)
Biological process (GO): proteolysis
Molecular function (GO): iron ion binding; metallodipeptidase activity; oxidoreductase activity, acting on paired donors, with incorporation or reduction of molecular oxygen
Source: RefSeq, a predicted model, not a curated record
AUGGAAGGCGUAGGAAAUGCCACAACGCUGCUGGAGAUCGAGCCCGAGACGAAGCACUUAGUAUCGCGGAUCCUGCCGAUUGUUAUACCUGUCUUCAUCGCCAUCCUUCUCGUGUCUUCCCGAAGAUCAUCCUAUGACGCCGCUCGGGUUGGAAAAUCAAGAUGGUGGUCGCUCAUCCCAGGUCAGUUCCACAAAGCGCUGGGAAAGCCGUUCAUCAGCAAAGUCUUUGGAUGGGACUACCUACUAAUGCCCCCUCGGUACCUCGAUGAUGUUCGCAAGGCAGAUGAGGACGAUCUCAGCUUUGCGCAAUGCUUCAGUGAGGCGUUCAACGUCCACGUUUCUGCCGGCGACGUGUAUGCGUCGAAAAUGAUGCCUGAUGCUGUCAAGCAGUACCUCAAUCCUCAAUUGCCAUCGCUGGUGGAAACUAUGAAGACUGAGACUGAUCACAUCCUUGCGGCCGAGCUUAAUGUCGGAGACGAAUGGAAAACAGUCCAGGUUUUCUCCACGUUUACGGAAAUGGCGCACCGCAUUACUUGUCGUAUAUUACUUGGCGAAGACCUUGCGCGCGACAAAGUCUUCAUUGAGGAAUCGCAACUUUUCAACCGGUCUCUUUUCAUCAGCGCCAUUCUGGUCAACGGUAUCGCACUCGGUCCAUUCAGAAAUCUGGUAGCAUGGCUCACUGCGAUCAAACAUCGAACGCACUUGUCGCGCUGCAUCAAGUAUCUGAUUCUCCAAAUCGAAAAGGUGCGGGCCCAGUCUAAAGACUACAACAACGCGGUAAAGUGGAUGCUGGAGCUUGCAGAGGGAGACGAAGUGGAAAGAAAUCCAGACCGGAUGGCGAAGCAAUUGAUGCACCUCAUGUUCGCUGGAAGCAGCGCUCCUGGAGGGCUCGUGGUGCAGAUGGUUUACCAAAUCUUGAUGAGUCCGGAAUACCUUGAGCCAUUGAGAGCGGAGAUUUCUCGCACACUAGAAGAGACUGGCGGAUUUACGGCCAGCUUCGUAUCCCGGACGCCGCUCAUGGAAAGUUUUGUGCGCGAAACGAUGCGUCUAUAUCCCACUGGCGUUGUGUCCGUAACGCGAGCUGUUAGGAACAAGCCCUUCAGCUUCUCUGACGGCUACACGCUUCCCGCAGGAUCUCAUUUUGCCUUCCCCAUCCAAGCCAUUCAACGCGACCCCGAGAAUUACCAAGAUCCGCUCACCUUCCGCGGAUUCAGGUUUGCAACUCAGACGGAUGAAAAAGAAGUCAAUGCAUCCACCGUCGACAAAACCUUUCUUACCGACACGGCGGAUCUAAUCGGCCAAGUCGACUUUCCGAAAUUGGAACGAAGCGGCCUAGGGGCCCAAUUCUGGAGCGCCUAUGUCGAAUGUCCACGUGACGGGGGCGAUGUCAACGACCAGGGAACAUACUACGAGUCGAUGCACCAAACGCUGCAGCAGAUGGACCUCAUCAACCGACUCAUUGAUGCCUACCCAGAACGAUUGCAGCGCGCAUCAUCAGCCGCGGAGGUAUGGUCGCAAUUCGCAAAGUCGAAAGCAUCCAAUGCAGGACGCGACGUGGUACUCGAGAUGAACAGGCUGGGCCUCAUGGUCGAUCUGUCGCACACCUCAGUGGCCACGCAACGCGAUGCGUUCAACGCGUCGCGCGCACCUGUCGUCUACACUCAUUCCUCAGCCCGCGCACUCUGCGAUCAUCCGCGCAAUGUAGCUGAUGAGGAAUUGUGGGCGCUCAAGGCAAAACGCGGGAUUAUCAUGGUCAACUUCUUCCCCGGUUUCGUCACGUGCAGUGUCCAAGCUGCGCUCAAAGACGUCGCCGACCACAUCAUCUACCUAGGCGAGUUGAUCGGUUUCGAGCACGUCGGUAUCGGCGCGGAUUUCGACGGCAUGGGCUUCGAUAGUGGCCCAGCUGGACUUGAAGAUGUUGGCACAUAUCCAGCAUUGAUCGAGGAGCUGUUGCGCAGAGGCGUGUCGGUUGCCGACGUGUGUGGGGUGGCGGGGGCCAAUAUCCUGCGCGUAUUAGCCGAGGUUGAACAGGUGGCGCGGGACCUAAAUAAUCAGCAGCCCUUGGAGGAUCGUGUAAAAUCUAUCUUUUGA